AUGUUGUCAACAAUUCUCACUAUCACACUCAUUUCGAUUGUUGGAUCGCAAGCCCUCAAGUUAGAGCUGGCCGAGGAAAAAACUCCAUACGAUUAUGUAAAGGAUAGAAUAGAUUCAAUGUUAGUGGACACGAGAAGUGGAAUGCCGUUAUCUAGUUCGUAUGAGGUUGAAGAGACAGAAGAUUAUCCCGAGGAAAUCAAGGGAGCGGCGUCAACUAUACAUAACGCAGUGUCUGGUGUUGGAUACGGCCAGGGUAUUGGUCUCGGUGGUCUUGGAGGAAUAGGAUUAGGUCAGGGAUUGGGAAUAGGCCUAGGAGGUCUCGGAAUUGGAAACGGUAUUGGUCUCGGUGGCGUUGGGGCCGGUAUUGGUGCAGUUAACGGGAUCGGAGGUGUUGGAUUAGGCAACGCAGGAAUUGGUGUAGCAAAUGGAUUAGUUCAACCAGGCUUAGGAGGCAUUGGUGUCGGUGGUUUCGGAGUUGGGAAUGGUCUUCUUUAUCAUCCAGUUUUAGGAACACAAGUUCAAGGAGGUUAUGUAGAUAAAAACGCAUAUGAUUCUGCUCAGAAAAAGGGCGCCGACCACAAUGUUGAAAAGUUAGAAAAAAAAGAAGAAGAGGAAAUCAAGCACGGUCAAGAAGGAUUCCAGCAAGGUGCUGCUGCUGCUAAGGCAGAAAAGGGAGAAUCUAGCUUUUACAAAGACGAAGAAGCAAAAAAGAAAGCAGCCGGCGAUGAGAAGUUUUACGAAGGUGGACAAAAAGUGAACAAGCAAGGCGCUAACGAAGAACAAAUAAAGAAGGCAAAGAGUCACAAGAAGGGCCAUGUCAGCAAGGGUUUUAAGUCAUCCAGCAGCAAGAAUGAAGAAGAGAAAUCUGAAAGCUUCUAUGACGAAGCUCACGAUGAGGCUGACCACAAAAUCGCUGGGCAGAAUGCGGGAUCAUUUGGAGAAAAUGCGCAACAAGGUUUCAAAGGCGCUCAUGAGGAGAAAGUCCUCGAUGCCAAUUCCCAGGGCAAGGAAGGACACCAUGUAUCUGAGGAAAAAGUUGAUGAUGCCAAAGCAAACAAGGGUGAAUUCCUGCAAAAAGGCUAUAAGGGUGGCGCAGAGCUGUUAGAAAAGUUCAACAAUCUCGGUGCCCAAGCUGUCCAUGGACACCAAGAGGCAAGUGGCGGUUAUCAGCAGAAUAAGGGCAUAUUACCCAUUCAUUAA
Pieris brassicae (large cabbage white) is the source of this 1200-nucleotide messenger RNA. Its product is annotated as keratin, type II cytoskeletal 2 epidermal-like. The record is from RefSeq and is a predicted model, not a curated record. The coding region runs from base 1 to 1200 and encodes 399 amino acids. The transcript has 4 exons. Lineage: Eukaryota; Metazoa; Arthropoda; Insecta; Lepidoptera; Pieridae.